Molecule: messenger RNA, 735 nt
Organism: Phytophthora sojae
Lineage: Eukaryota; Oomycota; Peronosporomycetes; Peronosporales; Peronosporaceae
Exons: 1
Biological process (GO): protein phosphorylation
Molecular function (GO): protein kinase activity; ATP binding
Source: RefSeq, a predicted model, not a curated record
CCGAAUUGGCUCAUUCCCGCUCACGAGGUGCAAUUCGACAAGUUCGACGAGUUCAGCCGAGGAGGCUUUGGCAAAGUGUAUCACGGCAAGUGGAAACGGUCGGAGGUGGUGGUGAAGAAGGUCAAGCUGAAGACGGAGCAGGACAGGGCUGCGUUCCUGAACGAGGUGGAGGUCUGGCACAAACUGUACCACCCGAACGUGGUGCGACUGUACGGCGCAUGCCACAUCCAACGAGCAUUCUUCGUGUGUGAAUACGCUGGCAAUGGCCAACUGGACAGUUACCUGAGAACGCAUCCGGACGAAGUGUGGCAGAAGUUGUACGAAGCAGCGCUGGGCCUCCGGUAUCUGCAUGUGAAGCGUAUCGUGCACGGUGAUCUGAAGUGCAACAACAUUCUGAUUGGGAGUGACGGUAGUGCAAAGCUGACAGACUUCGGCUUGAGCACUGUUGAGGCCAGCACGACCGUGAACAACAACGAGCCAGAAUCCGAUGUGGAAAGUAGUGGACACAUCUCAGUUGGCGCCAUCCGAUGGAAGGCCCCGGAGGUGCUGCGCGGGGAGAAGUCGACGUUCGCAUCGGACGUUUACUCGUUUGGCAUGUGUGUUCUGGAAGCUGUGAGUGGGAAAGUUCCGUGGGGUGUCAUGCUGAUGGAUCCGGUAGUGCGGCAUUAUGUCUUGAAACAGAACCGACUGCCAAAGCGCCCUGAAAACUGCACUGAGGACGCUUACGCUUUGGUG